UGAAGAUUCCAACCCUCAAGUACAAAAACGCAAGCAACUAGGGAACAUAACCCAAAGCCUUCAAACUUCAAAGCUUGAAACUCUUUACAAUUGUAUAGCAAUAAACCAUGAAGGGGUAUUCUUCUUGUGUUGCUAAUACACAAAACCACGUGUUUCUUCCUUCGAGCAACGCAAACAACCCUCGUCAGCAGGUGAAGGUGGGAAACUUGUGGUUGAUGCAAAGAAGUCAUGGUUGGUCAUCUUUGGUGCAUCAUGGAAAGGGCAAUGAGAAUGGGUUUGUGGUGGUUGGCUGUGCAAGUUGGAAUUUGAAGAGUGAGUUGGAGAGAGAUCUUGAAGAUAAAGAACAUAAGGGAAUGGCACGGUUCCGGUACAAGUGUGGGGAAAGGAAGGGUGUGGUUGAGUUGUUGGAGUGCUUGGAAAAGGAAGCAAUAAUGGGUGAAGAUGUCGGGAAAGACCCUAUGGAUUACAACCGUAGGGCUCAGAUAUUUGAUAGAAGCUCUAGAGUUUUCCAAGCUCUUAAGGAAGCAAAUACUACUGAUGUUGUUUCUCAACCAUAGUAACUUCGAUUUGAUCUCACUGUAUUCUAGUUGAAGUACAAUUAUAUUACAUAGUUAUGUCCCGGAAUUUCCUAAGUUAAGACUAGUGCGCUAUAAAUUGUUAUUGAUAUCAUAGAUUUUUUAGUUUGCA
This is a messenger RNA of Arachis duranensis, 687 nucleotides long. RefSeq lists its product as uncharacterized. The record is from RefSeq and is a predicted model, not a curated record. Lineage: Eukaryota; Viridiplantae; Streptophyta; Magnoliopsida; Fabales; Fabaceae. The transcript has a single exon. Bases 108 to 557 code for a protein of 149 amino acids.